GACUGCCACUUAGCCCCCCUCACACCUCGGGUGUGAAUCUAGUCCAGUGAUUAUUUUUCUGUGCUUUCCCUCGCCUCUGCCGAACCCGUCGCUCCUCAUUUUCCCCCCUGCCGCCCCGCCGAUUCGUGUCGCGAUCGUGAUACCUCCGGCGCGGACACCGCCAUGUCGCAGGAGGAGCCUCAGGACCCGCCUCAAGGGGCGGCAACGGCAACGGCAACGGCAACGGCAACGGCAACGGCAACGCAGCACGGCGACGACGAGCCAUCGCCGUCCGCGGGCGAGCCAAGCGUCUCAUCCCCCCCAUCCGCGUCGACCGUGGACGCGUCCCUCUUAGCGGAGGAGCUUAGCGCGUCCACCCUAGCCGCGCUCCAGGAUUUCCUCUCCGCGCAGGCCGCGCAGCAGCAGCAGCAUGCGGCGCUCUGCGCGCAGGCGGCGGAAGCUGGCUCCGCGGAAGGAGGGUCCGUGGGCGCGGAUGGCGGAGCUGCGCGGAAUGGGGAAGACGCGGGAGGAGCCGGCGGAGGGGAUGGGGAGGGGGCAAGCGGGGGACAGGAAGCGGCGGAAGAUGCGCUAUUUGCGGAGGAUUGGGGUUUAAGCCAGUUUUGGUACGACGCGCACACUUCGGCGACUGUAGCGGCGGAAGUGGCGCGGCUGAUCGGCGGGGGGGCGGCUUGCGCGCGCGAUGAUGAGGGGAACGUCGGGGAGGAGGCGGAGAAACCGCGAGAGCAAGCAGAUGGGGAGCGCGUUGGGGGGGGCGAGGGCGUGGGAGAGGCGGCGAAGGAGGAGGGUAGCAAGGGGGAAGGGGAAGGGGGCGGGAGAUGUUGCUGUGUGGCUUGCCCGACUCUGUUCCGUGAACUCGUUCGCCGCUACCCCCACAUGGACGUGCAUCUGCUGGAGUACGACCCGCGCUUUGCCGCCUUCGCGCACCGCUUCUCCCGCUACGACUACCGCCGGCCGCUGGACGUGCCGAGCUCGCUGCACCACCAGUUCGACGUCGUUGUCGCUGACCCCCCGUACCUGAGCGAGGAGUGCCUGGAGAAGACAGCACAGACCAUGAACCUGCUGGCCAAGCCCUCCAACUCCAACGACACCCCACCACGUCUCCUCCUCCUCACAGGCGCAGUGCAGGCGGACGCAGCGCGGCGGCUGCUGCAGCUGCGGCCGUGCGUGUUCCGCCCGGAGCACCGCAACAAGCUCGGCAACGACUUCCGCCUCUUCACCUCCUACCCGCCCCCGGAUGACACCCUUGGCGGGUGGGAGCCGGAGUCGGAGAGCUAGCUAGCUGCCGUGGUAACUUGGUAAUGCUGAGGCUGAAUAGAAGAGUAGGUAUCCGCGACCAACAUGGAAGGUUGACUUGACCGUGCGUGGAUGUGAGAGAGUUUGCUAUGUGGGAUGGUUUCAAUGUAGGGUUGCUGGAAACGUUCGGAACUGCAAGAUGUUAGUGAAUGCAAA
This is a messenger RNA of Closterium sp. NIES-67, 1449 nucleotides long. Lineage: Eukaryota; Viridiplantae; Streptophyta; Zygnematophyceae; Desmidiales; Closteriaceae. The record is from the annotation of a GenBank genome assembly.